Molecule: messenger RNA, 468 nt
Organism: Andrographis paniculata
Lineage: Eukaryota; Viridiplantae; Streptophyta; Magnoliopsida; Lamiales; Acanthaceae
Product: stamen-specific protein FIL1-like
Exons: 2
Coding region: 13-288 (91 amino acids)
Source: RefSeq, a predicted model, not a curated record
UCGGAAGCAUCGAUGGCUGCGGUUAAUUGUUUUCCGGCUCUUUUAACGCUGCUGCUGAUAAUGACGGCAAUGCCGGGGCCGGCGCUGUCGCAGCAGCAAUGCUCGAACGUGCUUUCGAGCCUCAAUAAAUGCGUGCCCUUUGUGAUGCCCGGCGCCGGAGCUCCCAGCGCCGACUGCUGCUCGGCGCUCCAGGGCGUCGACCACGCCUGCCUUUGUAAUAUGCUCCAGGUCUCGUCGCGUAUACCGACGGAGUGUAGCCUCCCGCCGCUAGCGUGUCCAGCAAAUUGAAUCCGAAGCUGCGGUGAAUAAAAUGGUAACGAUGAUGCUGGCAAGAAUUGGAGAAUAAUUGCAAUGCUGCCUAGGGAAUUAAUCGAAUUAAUUAAAUAAUACUGUUCUCAUGUUAUGUGAGAAGAUUUAUAGAUUUGUGUGGAAUUUUAAUAGUGAUAUUGAGAAUAAGAAAAAAGUAUU